CAAUUUUUUCCUGUCCCUCGGGCUCUGAAGGGUCUGCCUAGUUCCUGGAGGAUAUGCCUUGUCCUCUCGCUUCAGAUAUGGAUCGAUCAUCGUGUACUGUUCGAGGAAGUGCCCCAUGUCGGGGAUCAGGUCUCGAAUUACGAGACAAGGGGUCAGAUAAAGACGAUGAUAAGGAGGGAAUUAUCCCCCGCGGAGUGACGCGAAAAUGGAAGUGGUGAUCAGUUACUACUGGGAGUGAGCGGUGAGAGGAGGUGAUCAACCUGUUGAUUGAAAACGUGUCUCGAGGGUCUGUUUUGAAGUUCGGUGACGCUAGAGAGCUAAUUCAAGGUCAAUCACCACGUGGAGUGGAAGCUGAAGCUGCAGAAUCGAGAUGUCCAGUCAAAAGGUUCUCGUGAUAGGAGGUGGUGGUCGUGAGCACGCCAUCACUUGGAAGCUCUCAGAAUCCUCAAAGGUCUCCGAGAUCUUCGUUUCCCCCGGGAACUGCGGUAUCGCAUCGCUCCCAAAAGUGUCCCUAGUCCCCCUGACCAUAAAGGACAACAAGGAAGUAGCCACCUGGUGUGUGAAGAAUGCAAUUGACCUGGUGGUGGUUGGGCCCGAGGACUAUCUAGCGAAUGGUCUAGCUGACGAGCUUAAGACCCACAAGAUUCCCUGCUUCGGGCCCCAGAAGUCAGGAGCUAGACUUGAAUCCGAUAAGGACUGGUCCAAGGUCUUCAUGGAUCGCCACAGCAUCCCCACCGCCAGGUGGAAGUCCUUCCAGUCCUCCCAGGAGGCCAAGAGGUUCAUCCAGGAAGCCGAUUUUCCAGCCCUGGUGGUGAAAGCCAGUGGAUUGGCCGCUGGAAAGGGAGUUGUUGUUGCUAAAGAUAAGAAGGAAGCUUGUGAGGCUGUUGAAGACAUCCUCGAGGAGAAGAGGUUCGGCACAGCUGGAGAGACUGUCGUCGUGGAGGAGCUCCUCGAGGGAGAGGAGGUGUCUGUCCUCGUGUUUACGGAUGGGACGAGUUUCAAAAUUAUGCCAGCGACUCAAGACCACAAGAGGAUUUUUGAUAACGAUGAGGGGCCCAACACGGGGGGAAUGGGGGCCUAUGGGCCCUGUUUGUUGAUUGGGGAUGAGGAGAUGAAGGAGGUCGAGGAGAGGAUUGUUAAGAGGACUGUGGAGGGACUCAGGAAGGAUGGGGUUGAUUAUGUUGGAGUGCUUUAUGCAGGAUUGAUGCUUACUCGACAAGGUCCCAAAGUACUUGAGUUCAACUGUCGAUUUGGGGACCCAGAGACCCAAAUCCUCAUGACUCUCUUGGACACCGACCUCUUCGAGAUCAUGAAAUCCUGCUGCGAGGGCAGCCUAUCAUCCUUGGCCAUUGAUUGGCACAAGGGGAGGUUCUCAGCAGGUGUUAUCCUGGCAUCAAAGGGUUACCCAGCGUCGUCCUCGAAGGGUCAAGUAAUUUCCAACGUCGAAAAGGUCCUGCGCGAGCCCUCGACUCACAUCUUCCACUCUGGAACCUCGCAGUCAUCGACUGGCGAGCUUCUGACGAACGGGGGGAGAGUCCUGAUGACAGUAUCGCUGGCUCCUACCUUGGAACAUGCAGCGGCGAGGGCGACUAUGGCUGCCAGGACGAUAUCCUUCGAGGGAAAACAAUUCAGGACUGAUAUCGCUCACAAGGGCAUCGCCCGGACCAUCCUCAAGGCUGGAAAAAUGUCGUACAAGGCUGCUGGGGUCGACAUUAAAGCUGGUGAUGACCUGGUCACCAGGAUCAAGCCCUUGGUGACCUCUAGCAAUCGGUCAGGAGUUCUUGGAAGUAUCGGAGGGUUCGGGGGACUUUUUGAUACAAAAGCUGCUGGGUUUCAGGAUCCCAUCCUCGUUUCUGGGACUGAUGGGGUCGGGACAAAACUGAAGAUUGCUAUGGAGAUCAACAAACAUGACACAGUGGGAAUCGACCUGGUGGCGAUGUGCGUCAACGACGUCCUGGCCCACGGUGCGGAGCCCCUCUUCUUCCUCGACUACUUCGCCUGCGGGCACCUGGACGUCUCUCAGGCGACGAGUGUUAUCACUGGAAUUGCUCGUGGCUGCCAGGAGGCGGGAUGUGCCCUGGUGGGUGGUGAGACCGCAGAAAUGCCGGACUUUUACCCUCCAGGUGAGUACGAUCUCGCCGGAUUCGCAGUGGGUGCAGUAGAACGAUCCCAACUCCUUCCAAGGACCUCUGAAAUUCACGCUGGAGAUGUUGUCAUCGGUCUGCCGUCCUCCGGAGUCCACUCCAAUGGAUUCUCCCUCGUGAGGAAGGUCCUGAGGCUCGCGGGGAAGGGUUUUCGGGAUCUGGCGCCUUUUGGUGACUCGGGGAGGACAAUUGGGGAGGAACUUCUGGUGCCAACGAGGAUUUACACUAAGUCUGUUGUCUCGGCAUUGAAAACAGGGGCUGUCAAGGCUUUUGCACAUAUUACUGGGGGUGGACUCACUGAGAACAUCCCCAGGAUUCUUCCUGCUGAGAUGGGGGUGGUGAUAGACGCAGAGAAGUGGAGGAUUCUUCCAGUUUUUGGGUGGCUAGCGGCCACUGGGGGCAUUCCUGAGGAGGAAAUGCUGAGGACAUUCAAUUGUGGUCUGGGAGGAGUUGUCAUUUGUGCGGUUCAGGAUCGGGAAAUAGUCCUGGAAGCGCUCCAGGGAGAGGGGGCGGUGGUGGUGGGAUCUGUCAGGAUGGUGGAGGGUGGGGAGAGGGUUGUUGUCGAGAACUUUGGGAGGUGCUUGGCUGGAGUGAUGAGGGAACACGUGCCUGACGUUGUCAGCAGGCUCCAGGUACCUCAUAAGAAGGUCGGGGUGUUGAUUUCUGGAAGUGGGACUAAUUUACAAGCUCUUAUUGAUGCUACUGAGGAUCCUCUGCAGCAGAUCGGGGCCAAGAUUGUCGUGGUUAUAUCGAAUAAGGAGGGCGUGGAGGGCCUCAGGAGGGCGGAACGCGCUGGAAUACCCACGAAGGUGAUCAAACACACGGACUAUCCCUCCAGGGAGGCCUUUGACACAGAAAUGGACUCAGUCCUUCGAGGAUAUGGAGUGGAGAUAGUCUGUCUCGCUGGAUUCAUGAGGAUAUUGUCGGAGAAAUUCGUUAAAAGUUGGAAGGGAGCACUCCUCAACGUUCAUCCAGCACUUCUCCCCUCUUUCAAGGGUGCCCACGCACACAAGGACGCCCUGGCAAUGGGGGUGAGGGUUUCUGGGUGCACAGUCCACUUCGUCGAGGUGGAGAUCGAUUCUGGGGCGAUCAUUGAGCAAGAAGCUGUGCCAGUGCUUCCUGGAGAUACUGUGGAGACCCUCCAGGAGAGGGUCAAAGGCGCUGAACACAAGUGCUUCCCCAGAGCUCUCAAAUAUCUAGCCACUGGGAGAAUUCAUCUCAAAGAAGAUGGAAAUCUCCACUGGAACUAUUGAAAAAUUGUUCAAGUUAUUUUUUUAAUGACAUUAAAGCUUUUUUGGAUUCUAAUACUUUUUAGAAUAAAUUUUCAUACAUUUAUGGACGAUCAAAA
Messenger RNA from Diachasmimorpha longicaudata, 3492 nucleotides. RefSeq names its product trifunctional purine biosynthetic protein adenosine-3 (gene Gart). Gene Ontology annotation, biological process: adenine biosynthetic process; 'de novo' IMP biosynthetic process. The record is from RefSeq and is a predicted model, not a curated record. The transcript has 8 exons. The coding region runs from base 371 to 3397 and encodes 1008 amino acids. Gene Ontology annotation, molecular function: phosphoribosylamine-glycine ligase activity; metal ion binding; ATP binding. Gene Ontology annotation, cellular component: cytosol. NCBI's taxonomy places the organism in Eukaryota, Metazoa, Arthropoda, Insecta, Hymenoptera, Braconidae.